AUGAUUCACGUACAGCAGUAUGUGAAGGAGCGGCAGGCGACGGCCCUCAUGGCUGAGAAGAAGCAGCAGGACGCGGAGAAGAUGGCCGAGAGGUGGCAAAUCGAAGUCCGCCGCUGCCAGGCCGAAAAGGACCGCCUGGCGGCCGCCGUGCUGGACAUGGAAGGCCGCCAGAGUGGGCAGGCACAGCAGAUGCAGGGGGCCGUGGACCAGCACCGCCGCCAGGUCUCCGCCCUGGAGGAUGCGCUCCGAAGGAAGGAGGACCAGAUGCGAGAACAGAACAUGGAGCUGAUGUCGAGAAGGGAUGAGGAGUACCAAGCGAAGGUGGCCCUCGAGAAGCAGAGAGAGAAGGAGCGGUCCAUCGCCCUGCUCAAGAAGAAGGAGCAGGAGGUGCACAUCAAGGAGCAGCAGCUGCGGGCGGCGAAGCAGCGGAUCCAGGACCUGGAGUCCGAGUUGCGCAGCACCACAACAUCUGCAGGCUCCGAGAAGCAGCGGCCAACUUGCAACCGUGGAGAUGGCUCUGCGCUGCCGCCCUUGCCGCUGUCCGCUCGCUGA
Symbiodinium natans is the source of this 552-nucleotide messenger RNA. The record is from the annotation of a GenBank genome assembly. NCBI's taxonomy places the organism in Eukaryota, Dinophyceae, Suessiales, Symbiodiniaceae.